Trifolium pratense (red clover) is the source of this 1662-nucleotide messenger RNA. RefSeq lists its product as uncharacterized. The record is from RefSeq and is a predicted model, not a curated record. The coding region runs from base 1 to 1662 and encodes 553 amino acids. Gene Ontology annotation, biological process: meristem maintenance; meristem development. The transcript has a single exon. NCBI's taxonomy places the organism in Eukaryota, Viridiplantae, Streptophyta, Magnoliopsida, Fabales, Fabaceae.
AUGGUUUUAGGGGGUUACCCUGUUCUUGGUGAUCCUAUUUUCAUAUCACUUGAAGAUCAAGAAAUGAGAGAGGUGGAAAAGAAAUUGAUGCUUGCAAGACAACAACUUACUACUAAUCAGAAAACCGGAGCUCAAGCAACAACAUCAUUGUGGAUGGAUAUGUUCAUUGACAAAGGUAGUGAAAUUGAACAUGAAGCAUUUCUUUCUACAUGGUUGUCAAUUUAUGUUUUUCCUCACAAAUUUUGUGUGAAAAAUUGUCUAUUUUCUAUUGCUGUUCAUCUUGCUAGAGGAAAUUCUAUUGCUUUGGCACCAGCUGUUUUGGCCAGCAUAUAUAAAGAUUUAAGUUUGCUUAAGAAAACAAUAGAUGGUUUGUCAAAAUAUCCUGUUAGUGGUGAUAGGUUUCCUUUAGAAGUUACCCUUCCAUCGCCUUUUUACUUGGUACAAAUUUGGGUGUGGGAGAGGUUCAAAAAUUUACAACCACAACCCCUGUCAAUCGACUAUGGAUACCCUUUAUUAUUUAGGUGGCAUAAGGUCAAGGCCUUGAAAAUCAACGAUGUUAAGUUGGCAUUAGACUCCGCUAUCGAUGAUUUUCUUUGGCGUCCAUAUGUUAGAUAUGCUGAUAAGUGUGAAAUGUUUUAUCCGAAUGAUGAAAUUUGGAUACCAUUUAAGAAAGAUUUGGUGGAUGAGCAAAUGCUCUCAUUUUUUAUAUCUUCUAGAGUUUCUGAGCUUGUUGGAUUUGACUCCAUAGAACAGUAUUUGCCGAAUAGAGUUGCUAUGCAAUUUGGAAUGGAUCAAGAUAUUCCAAGUUAUGUGGCUAGAUUCAAUGCGACUAAUGCCAUUGCUUGGGAAAACUACUGCAGGCCUAUAUCUGAUAAAAAAUUGUAUUUUCCGGCAAGACUUUUUGAAGCAGAUGUUACUACACAUUAUGCUAAGUGGUGGAAGCAAUUGAUAUUUGGUCACAGCGAUUUUGUUAAGAAUAUUGUGCGGAAGAAGAGAACUCUACCUUCAAGAAUACGUAGAUCUUUUGUACGAAAAGCUAACACCCGUGGUAAUGAUAUUGGUGUUCCACCUGGCUUUCCUCCCAAUCUUGUCGACUUUCUUACUUUUGAAAAUUCUUGUGAUUCUGGUUCAAAAAAUUCUGUUCAUGAUUGUUCACCAAUGACAAGUCAUAACACUCUUGUUCCUUCCAUAUAUCUUGAAGAUUCUAACCUUGUUUCAAAAGAUAACAUGGAACUUUCAGUAGGAAGUUUGGAGGAAGGUUUUAAAGAUGCAAAUGGGAGCAAGGAAGCUGAUAUGUCUAGUGACAAAAUAUUUUUAUCUGAGACUAACGGAAAAAGUUGUAGCAAUGCCAUCCGAAAAAAUGUCUCUUCAUCUAACAACAUUACCGCUACUCAGCAUGAUGUUCAAUUUCUCUCUGAUAAUGUUACUCAAGUUGAAGCUAAAGAAACGGUUGAAGAAAAAGAAAGAGAAGAAAAUGAUCAUGAAGUUGUGGUUUUGUCAAAAGAGCAAUACUUGAAGAUUCAGGAGGAACUCGCGCGUUUGGCAAGACAACAGGAAGAGAUGUUACCGUUAAUGCAGUUGAGGGAGAAGAAGGAUGAAGAGUUGAGGAAACUCCUCACUAGUGUUCUAAGGAAUCAACCACCACCAUCAUCAUCUUCUUAA